AUGGUCGAAUGCUGGCAUUUGCUUUCGUUGACGCUGUUGGCAGCAACAGCAUCGGUUUCCACGCACAGUUCGACCGACGAACAGUCCAUCAGUAAAUGUGAUAAAAGCCCUCUGACCGAACUGACAUUUCAAUUGAGUGGCAGCAGUUUGUUGUGGCCCUGCGACUCGACGAAAAACAUUUACGUUCAAUCGGGUCGUUAUGUACCGCGCAAUGUGAUAGUGACACGAGCUCAGCUGCAGCGUGAUUCGGCUUUUGUGGCUUUGCCACGUUACAAACAAGGUGUACCAUUCACACUGGGCAAGGUAAACCUGAAGAAGGGCCAGUGCCUAACGAAAAUUGCACCCUAUCCCUGUUGGGCGAUACAAGAGGAGGGCAACUGUCAAGCGCUGCAGUCGGUGGUUGACAUUGCUGUGGAUCCGAAUGGUCUUUUGUGGGCUUUAGAUGUGGGCAUUGUCAAUACUCUGGAACAGCCGAUACGACGUUGCAGUCCGAAAAUUGUUGCCAUUAAUACGGCCGAUGGCAAGGUUGUAAAAAGUAUCGAUAUGAGUGACUUGGUUACAGCUGAAUCACGUUUACAAUUUCUGGUCGUGGACUAUGGAAACGAUAAUAAACCAUUUGUGUAA
Musca vetustissima is the source of this 624-nucleotide messenger RNA. Its product is annotated as major royal jelly protein 3-like. The coding region runs from base 1 to 624 and encodes 207 amino acids. Lineage: Eukaryota; Metazoa; Arthropoda; Insecta; Diptera; Muscidae. The record is from RefSeq and is a predicted model, not a curated record. The transcript is spliced from 2 exons. Gene Ontology annotation, cellular component: extracellular region.